This is a messenger RNA of Aspergillus sclerotioniger CBS 115572, 2838 nucleotides long. RefSeq names its product sensor histidine kinase/response regulator. The record is from RefSeq and is a predicted model, not a curated record. Gene Ontology annotation, biological process: phosphorelay signal transduction system; protein autophosphorylation. Bases 1 to 2838 code for a protein of 945 amino acids. Gene Ontology annotation, molecular function: histidine phosphotransfer kinase activity; phosphorelay sensor kinase activity. The transcript has 2 exons. Lineage: Eukaryota; Fungi; Ascomycota; Eurotiomycetes; Eurotiales; Aspergillaceae.
AUGCCCGACCCAGCGGAUUCAGAAUGGUCUAAAUCCUUCGCAUCCGGCCCAACCAUGUCGUUACUUGCGUGCAAAUCCCAGUGCCUCCCCGGUGACGCGGCUGCCUCAACCCUGCUUGAUGACGAUGCGCAGGCCGACUCGUCCGGUCGCAGAUAUAUCGGCGCGCCUCAGAAUGUUGCAAUUGACCGGCUGGUGAAAUUAAAGCAGGAGCUUCGAACCUUGGGAUCAGAAAAGUUCUGGCACCACCUGAUGGAACAGAUAAGCUCGAUCUGCGACGCUCAGUAUGUGUUUGUUGCUCGCAAAGCCCGGGACGACGAGUCUGUCAAUGAAAUCGGAGGCCACAAGCCCUAUCUAUUCGGCACGGCAUUCUAUUACAAUGACGGAUACCAAACCGCGGGCAUGCACCGACACCGAUAUUUUGCCGGCGGUAAUCCUCUGUCCCAUAUGGAUCAUGAGAAGCCGUGUCUAAUCCCGGAGAAUCUUGGCUCCUUCAUAUCGUUCGAUCACGAUCAGCUACCGUUCGCCGCCGAGGGCUAUUUGGCUGUCCCACUUUUUUCAGAAACUAAAUGUCUCGCGUAUCUUGGUCUGAUGUGGUCGGAGUCUGGUUUGAAGAAGCGGAACUUGGCGUGGUCAUUUCUCGAAAUGAUCCUGUAUUCAUUGGAAGAUCUGGUAGUUCAGCGUAUCUGGGACGAUCUAGACAGUGCAAAAACACAGCCGUCAAGCAACAAGGCUCGAAAUAUCUCCACGAGCCACACGAUCGUUGACGAUGCACACAUCAGCAUUCCUCAUGGACUAGCCGACUUUGCCUCACACCCUUUGAAGCCAUAUGCUCGGAGCUUGUCCCACGAGCUCCGGACGCCAAUGCAGGGUGUCGUCGGGAUGCUGGACGUUAUGCAUGCUACAGUCCGCGAAGCUAUUCAGGACAAACCAUCUCCGAAGGCGGGAUACGUCUUCCGGACCCUCAAGGAGAGUAUAGAGAUGGUUCAAGAUAGUGCAAGACGGGCAGUCGAAGCAGCCGACAAUGUCGUCCAUGCCUACGACCUGAACAUGCAGGUUCCCAAGACGCCACAGCUCGAGCGAGACGAUUGCUUUGGUGGACCAGUCCAGUCCCCAAUAACUGCAUGCGACAGUCGACCGAGCGUCUUUGUCGAAGGGAGCAGCAUCGCGGUCAACCCGUACAAACGGCGACGGAGCAACCCGCCCGAAUGGAAUAUUGGUACAACGCCGAAGCAGAAGAUCUCACGCGUCGUCUCGCCCAAGGGCCUGUCCCCACGUAGCGAGGAAGUCAAGAAUGCUGUUCAUGAGAGUGAAAAACUGAUGAAAGCCACUCCGGUUCAUCAAAUAGAAGCAGUAAUGGCUAACAUGGUGAAUCCCCGUCCAUCCCUGGCGGUGCGGCGCUCGGCACCGCAUCUUCUAUUGGAAGGCAUCAACGUCAAUGCCGUGCCUGCGCUGAGGUUCACCAAGCUGCGCGAUCUGCUCCGUCUCGUGAUCAAUGAGUCCUUGCACGUUGGCGGACGACCCGACUUUGCUGUGAGCAAUGCGACCGAGACGGGGGAGAAAAUUGAGAUCCGGUCACGGUCAUCCAACGGCGAGGUGUUCUCGAAGACCAUCAAUUGGUCGGUGGAUCCUGCGCUACCGGACACACUAUUUGUGGAUGACAGAGACCUGGCCAAGUUGAUCUCGUGCGUUUUCCUCAAUGCGGUCAAGUUCACCAAUAGCGGUGUGAUUACCGUGUGUGCCACCGUUGGCCGCAAGUCCAACGAUGUCCUGAUCGCCGUCAGGGACACUGGGCCCGGCAUCCCCGAGGCCUUCUUGCCCAAACUUUUCAAGCCGUUUGCCCGGGAAGACACCUCCACCACCCGGAGCAAAGAUGGGCUCGGACUGGGCCUCCUCGUAGCAAAGGGCCUGGCUAGGAAGAUGGGCGGCGACCUCACCUGCGUCCGCUCCUGCACCACCGGGCCCGAUCAUGGCUCCGAAUUCGAGAUCAGAAUCCCGGCCAACCAGCCCGAGCCUACGGGACCACUGGCUCCCCCCAACAAACUGCUGACCCCACCCCAGCUCUGUGAUCCUUCGCGUAUGAGCAGUGCGAGCAACUCCACGGUAGAAUCCUCGUUACUGUCGCCCGCCCUCCGGACGCCCAGCCACCCGAUUCAACAGCCGUCGCCCAGCCUGACCGAUGAAUCGACCUUGACCCCUGCGCGCUCAGUACCCAAUUGCAAGUCAAUGCCACGCCAUAUAAAUGGCGACACACAUGACAGCAAACUUGGGGAGAAGCAUCCGCUGACCUUCCUGGUGGCCGAGGACAACAAGAUCAAUCGGCGGGUGUUGGUGCACAUGCUGAAGCGACUGGGCUAUAAGGACGUCUACGAAGCCUGUAAUGGAAAGGAGGCGGUCCGGAUCAUGCAGGACGUGUUGGUCUCCCAGCGCUCUGCAGCGGAGGACUCCCCUAGGUGCGAGAGCACUGCCGAUGGCUUCCCGAUUCCCAAUCUACCGAAUCACCGCAAGAAGAUGAAGCCCGUGGAUGUUGUAUUGAUGGACCUCUGGAUGCCCGAAAUGGACGGAUAUGAGGCCACAUACAAAAUCCUCCAGCUGGUAGACGAAUACCCCGGCCACCCGCCUGCCAUGGUGAUGCCUACAGCCCGUCCGCUGGUGGCUCCGACGGUUCUUGCGGUCAGCGCCGACGUUACCGACGAAGCUCUCAGCCGGGCUUCGAAAGUCGGCAUGAAAGGCUACAUGACCAAGCCAUACAAGCUCUCGGAUCUCGAGCGAUUGAUCCUUGGCUUCUGCAGUGACACCACGACCACCAGACAAUCCGACGACUCGACGACGAAUACAUGA